Penicillium pulvis is the source of this 2922-nucleotide messenger RNA. Its product is annotated as glycoside hydrolase family 35 protein. Gene Ontology annotation, cellular component: vacuole. The transcript has 4 exons. Gene Ontology annotation, biological process: carbohydrate metabolic process. The record is from RefSeq and is a predicted model, not a curated record. Lineage: Eukaryota; Fungi; Ascomycota; Eurotiomycetes; Eurotiales; Aspergillaceae. The coding region runs from base 1 to 2922 and encodes 973 amino acids. Gene Ontology annotation, molecular function: beta-galactosidase activity.
AUGCGUGCUCUCCAAGUUCUGUGGCUCUUUCUUUGGGCCAUAUCGAGUCAACUUGUUUAUGCGACCAGUAAUGGCAACACAACCGAGGUAACAUGGGACGAAUACAGUCUCUCUGUGAAGGGUGAGAGGGUGUUCAUCUUCUCCGGCGAAUUCCAUUACAUGCGGCUACCAGUGCCUGAGAUGUGGCUGGACGUCUUUCAGAAGCUCAGAGCUAGCGGAUUUAACGCGGUUUCUACUUCAGAGGGCACGUUUGACUUUGAAUCGGGCGCUCAUGAUAUCCAGCGAGUCUUCGACUACGCUAAGCAAGCCGGUUUAUACAUCAUUACCCGUCCAGGACCCUAUAUCAACGGCGAAACUUCUGCUGGAGGAUUCGCACUGUGGGCAGCUAACGGUCAAAUGGGAAAGGAGCGGACAAGUGCCACUUCUUACUAUGACUGCUGGUAUCCAUGGAUUGAGAAGGUCGGCGCCAUCAUUGCAGAUAAUCAGAUCACGAACGGUGGACCGGUGAUUUUGAAUCAGAUUGAGAAUGAGCUUCAGGAAACCACUCACUCGGCUACCAACACCCUCGUUCUAUACAUGGAGCAAAUCGAGGCAGCCUUCAGCACCGCUGGCGUUGUUGUUCCCAGCACUUCCAAUGAAAAGGGUAUGCGUGAUAUGAGCUGGUCGACUGACUAUGAAGAUGUUGGCGGUGCCGUCGAUGUGUACGGAUUGGAUUCGUACCCCGGUGGACUUUCUUGUACCAAUCCAGACUCGGGAUUUAAUCUUGUGCGCACUUAUUACCAGUGGUUCCAAAACUACUCAUAUACACAGCCCGAGUUCUUCCCCGAGUUUGAGGGUGGAUGGUUUCAGCCCUGGGGCGGAUACUUCUAUGAUCAAUGUGCCGAGGAACAGUCUCCAGAAUUUGUUGAUGUCUACUACAAGAACAAUAUCGGUUCGAGAGUGACGCUGCAAAACUUAUAUAUGGCCUUUGGUGGUACCAAUUGGGGUCACAGUGCUGCGCCGGUUGUUUAUACUUCUUACGAUUAUGCUGCACCCCUGCGAGAGACUCGUGAGCUUCGCGACAAGAUCAAGCAGACCAAGCUAUUGGGCCUGUUUACUCGUGUGUCAUCUGGUCUGUUGAAGGCCGAUAUGGAAGGGAAUGGCACUGGAUAUACGAGCGAUGAUACCAUCUUCACUUGGGCCCUGCGCAACCCGGACACUCAAGCGGGGUUCUAUGUCGUUGCACACGAUACCAGUUCAUCUCGAGAUGUAACCACCUUCUCUUUGAACGUCAAUACUUCAGCUGGUGCCAUCUCUAUCCCAGAUAUUGUACUUGAUGGUCGGCAAAGCAAAAUCAUUGUGACAGAUUACGCUGUUGGUGACGCUUCAAGUUUGCUCUUCUCAUCAGCGGAGAUUCUCACCUACGCUACCUUGGACGAAGAUGUGAUUGUGUUCUAUAUGACCUCUGGGCAAAAGGGAAUAUUUGCCUUCGUGGAUCCACCGGCACAUCUGACGUUCAAAACCUACGGCACUACCAAUGUGACUUCUGCGACAGUGGAUAAUCGAACAGAGUAUACAUAUAAUCAAGGAGAUGGUUCAACAGUUCUUCAAUUCUCAAAUGGCGUUCUCGUCUAUCUCCUAGAGACGGAAACAGCUUGGAAUUUCUUUGCAGUUCCCACUACAAAAAACCCCAAUGUCUCCCCGAGCGAGCAUAUCUUCGCCCUGGGCCCGUACCUGGUCCGUGAAGCAACAAUUUCUGGGAAAAUCGUCAGUCUGGUUGGCGAUAACGCAAAUACCACCUCUAUCGAAGUGUAUACUGGUGACUCAAAGGUCACUAAAAUUGAAUGGAAUGGGAAGUUGAUUACGACGAAGAAGACCGCCUAUGGCAGUCUCAUCGGCACUGCGCCUGGAGUGGGAUCUGCCAAGAUAUCCCUGCCAGCCUUGAAAUCUUGGAAAUCGCAAGACACCCUUCCCGAGAUACAGGCCGACUACGACGACUCGCGUUGGGUGAUUUGCAAUAAGACUACGACAGUCAAUGCUGUAGUCCCACUCACGCUCCCGGUGCUAUACUCCGGUGACUACGGCUAUCACGCCGGAACAAAGAUUUACCGGGGCAGAUUCAAUGGACUCAACGCCACAGGUGCUAGUGUGACCGUGCAAAACGGCGCCGGGUCUGGCUGGGCCGCUUGGAUGAAUGGAGCCUACGUGGGUGGGGCCCUAGGCGAUCCAGAUCUCGCUUCGACCACCGCGACCCUCACCUUCAACCAAUCCCUCCUUCGCGAAACCGAUAAUGUCUUGACGGUUGUGAUGGAUUAUACCGGCCACGACGAGGCAAGCGUAUCCCCAGAUGGACCUCAGAACCCCCGUGGUAUCCUCGGAGCCACGCUUUCAGGCGCCAACUUCACCUCCUGGCGUAUCCAAGGCAACGCCGGCGGUGAAGCCAAUAUUGAUCCAGUUCGCGGCCCCAUGAACGAAGGUGGGCUGCAUGGAGAGCGCCUUGGCUGGCAUCUCCCAGGUUACACACCGCCUAAAUCUGCAGGUACAGCGAGCCCCCUGGAUGGUGUCUCUGGUGCUCAGGGUCGCUGGUACACCACGACUUUUGAUCUGGAUCUGGAUUCAGACUUGGAUGUCCCGAUUGGUCUGCAGCUUGGCGCGCCCGACAAUACCACGGCCGUAGUUCAAAUCUUCAUGAACGGGUACCAGUUUGGUCAUUAUCUGCCUUACCUAGGUCCACAAACCUUGUUCCCAUUUCCACCUGGUGUAAUCAAUAAUCGGGGAGAAAAUAGCUUGGCGAUCAGUUUGUGGGCGUUAACGGAGGAGGGGGCCCAACUCAAUCAGGUGGAGUUGAGCGCGUAUGGCGCAUACCGCACGGGAUUCAACUUUAACCAGGAUUGGUCGUAUUUGCAGCCGCAGUGGAAGAAUGAUCGAAGCCAAUAUGCAUAG